This is a messenger RNA of Linnemannia hyalina, 1584 nucleotides long. The record is from the annotation of a GenBank genome assembly. Lineage: Eukaryota; Fungi; Mortierellomycota; Mortierellomycetes; Mortierellales; Mortierellaceae.
AUGGACAAUGCAUGGGAGAACUUUCUGGAGGCCAUUGCCGAACUUUUGUCAAUGGCCUUGACGAACAAGGAGACUGAAAAGGUCAUUGCUGGCUUCAACAACUUUCAGCAACGACUCCAACGUCUCAGCAGCCACAACCUCGCAAAGCUCAAUCUGGAGAUUACGGCGCAAAAGAAGCGGGUCAGCAAGUGUAAACAUGAGGGCAAGACAUGUCCUCAGAACGUGACCCGAGGCUUCUUCAAAACCUGGAUGAUUGCCUAUGUCCUCAAGUACCUCAUUGGAGUGUUACCCGCCGUCUUGACCGGCAAGGCUUUCAAGAACCCGGCCAUCUUCAAGAAGAGCGGAGGCAGCGACACCGUCGGAUUCGCUUUCUUCCUGUCGUCCUUCCUCUCGGCCUACAAGGCCGUCCUCUGCACCAUGCGCUACUACCGACCAGAAAACCAGGGCGACCGACUCAACGCAUUUGUCGCAGGAUCCGUCGCAGGAUUGACCCUCUUGCUCGACAAGAACAAGAGCCGCAGGACAGCUCUCACCCUCUACCUCUUCACACGUUCCAUCCAGUUCGGAUCAAGCUACUCGAUGAAGAAGUGGGCUGAGCACCGGGAAGCCAAGAGAUCGACUCAGCGCCUCGCACUCCGGGAUGCUGUCCACUCGUCAGGAAAGGAGCACGCGCUGGUCACACGGUCAGGAUGGGACGAUAUCCUCGCCAAGGUCAUGUCGUCGUCCGCCGCAACAGUGCUGAUGUCGUUGACAGCCGCGGUCAACCUCUACUCCUGUGUGAUCGAGCCCGAUGCGAUGCCAAAGUCCUACUGGAACUUCUUGAUGCAACACUCGGGCCUGCCUCAAAAAUUCGGACCCAUGUUUCAGCCUCUCUUGGACGCCUUCCGGUCACAAUACGUUGCUCUGCGGGAACUCCCUGGUGGCAUGGAAAACAUUGGAAUACCAGCCGGCGUUACCUCCAAGGACUUUGUCUCCACCAACAUCUCGCCCAACAUCGCCACCCUCUACCCCAGCGACCUACACCACGACUUUCAGCUCUGCGCCCUGCUGCAUCCUUUGACUCCUUGUUCUGGACAUUCCAUGGAUGUCAUCACAGGCGAGUUUGGACGCGCCGCCAAGAUGUACGGCACUCUGAACCUUAUUGUCACGCUUGUGUUCCAGCAUAAGAAACUGGCCACCCAGCCCAAGGAGGUCGCCCGUCGAUACAUCAAGUCGACUCUGCGGUCAUGUCUCUUCUUAACCAUCUAUGUCUGGGCUGCCUUCUAUACUCCCUGUGCCAUGCGCAGGAUCUUCAAGCGGGAGAGAACCUUCAUGUACCUCCUCAAUGGACUUCUCGCAGGUCUGGCAGUGUUAAUUGAGGCGCCAGGACGACAGAUGGAAUUGGCGUUGUACUGUCUGCCCCGCGCUCUGGAAACCACCUGGAAGUUGAUGUUGAAACGUGGAUUGGUCCGCAACAUCCCUAACGGCGAUAUCGCCCUUUUCUGUGCCUCGAUGGGAGUGAUGAUGACGAUCUACCAGAACGAUCCCAGCGUCAUCAACAACCACUACCUCAACGUCCUCACCCGUGUCUUUGGACGCAACUAG